This is a messenger RNA of Amphiprion ocellaris (clown anemonefish), 1459 nucleotides long. It is a transcript of the gene cth, whose product is annotated as cystathionase (cystathionine gamma-lyase). The record is from RefSeq and is a predicted model, not a curated record. Gene Ontology annotation, cellular component: cytoplasm. Bases 59 to 1267 code for a protein of 402 amino acids. The transcript is spliced from 12 exons. Gene Ontology annotation, biological process: transsulfuration. Lineage: Eukaryota; Metazoa; Chordata; Actinopteri; Pomacentridae. Gene Ontology annotation, molecular function: cystathionine gamma-lyase activity; pyridoxal phosphate binding.
GGCUGCCCCCUUACCGGCCCCGGUGACACGCUUCAGCUGCUCCGGUUCUGCAUCAACCAUGGAUCAGCGGGACGAGCUCUCGGGGUUCCGAACCGCCUUCAAGUCCUUCGCCACGGAGGCCAUUCACGUCGGGCAGGAACCGGAACAGUGGAAGUCCAUGGCCGUGGUUCCUCCGAUCUCCCUGUCCACCACCUUCAAGCAGCACGGACCGGGAAACCACGCCGGCUUUGAAUAUAGUCGCAGUGGAAACCCGACCAGGAACUGUCUGGAGAAGGCCGUGGCGGCGCUGGAUGGAGCUAAGUACUGUCUUGCUCUGGCCUCAGGAUUAGCAGCCACGGUAACCAUCACCCACAUGCUGAAGGCAGGUGAUGGAAUCGUCUGCAUGGAUGACGUCUAUGGAGGAACGAACCGUUACUUCCAGAGAAUCGCCGCCACCAUCGGUCUGGACAUCUCAUUGGCUGAUUGCACAAAACCAGAGAAGCUGAAGGCGGCUCUGAAGCCCAACACCAAACUGGUCUGGAUCGAGACGCCCACCAACCCGACCAUGAAGGUGGUGGACAUCAAGGCCUGCUCCGAUCUGGUGCAUGAACAUGACAAGGACAUCGUGGUGGUGGUGGACAACACCUUCAUGUCGGCAUACUUCCAGCGCCCCCUGGCUUUAGGAGCUGAUAUCUGCAUGUAUUCAGCCACCAAAUACAUGAACGGACACAGCGACGUGGUGAUGGGUCUGGUCUCCAUGAACAGAGAAGAUCUGCAUGAACGACUCAAGUUUCUGCAAAACGCUCUCGGAGGCGUUCCGUCGCCCUUCGACUGCUUCCUGGUGAACCGAGGCCUGAAGACACUUCACCUCCGGAUGGAGCGCCACUUCAAGAACGCCAUGGCUGCUGCCAAGUUCCUGGAGGCCGACCCCCGGGUGGAGCGAGUCAUCUUCCCAGGUCUGCCGUCUCACCCUCAGCAUGAUGUGAUGAAGAAGCAGUGCACCGGCUGUCCAGGGAUGAUCACCUUCUACAUUAAAGGGAAGCUGGAACACGCUAGCGCCUUCCUCAGCAACCUCAAAAUGUUUGCGAUCGCUGAGAGUCUCGGUGGAUACGAGAGUUUAGCAGAACAUCCGGCCAUUAUGACUCAUGCAUCGGUGCCAGAGAACGAGAGGAAAGUUCUGGGCAUCAGCGACACUCUGAUCCGCCUCUCCAUAGGUCUGGAGGACGAAGCCGACAUCAUCGAAGAUCUGGACCAGGCGCUCUCUGCUGCUCAUCCGAAGAAGAACUGAACGUCUCCGGUCUUCAUCUGGUCUCCGGGGAGGAACCGAAGCUAUGACGGAUUCAUCAGGGAAAAUAAUUCAAGUGAUUUUAGAGCCUUCAGUAGAACAACUUCUUAUUUAUCUGCUUUUUUUUUAUGUUUUCUAUGUUUUUUUUGUCUGAGGAUUAAAAUUAAACUUGACAUUUCUGCAGGAAAAAAAAAA